Molecule: messenger RNA, 415 nt
Organism: Eruca vesicaria subsp. sativa (arugula)
Lineage: Eukaryota; Viridiplantae; Streptophyta; Magnoliopsida; Brassicales; Brassicaceae
Source: the annotation of a GenBank genome assembly
AUGAUGCAAGAUGAAUCUCCUCUUGGAGAUAGCCAAACUGACUCAACGGCUGCCACAAGAACUUCAAAGCGCCUUCUCCUAAAUGAAGAAUACAUCAAGCGUGGACAGACACGCAGGGGCACCAUUUAUGGUCUUGGCAAUUUCCAGUACACUAACAAGCGUCCUUCUGAGUCUGUCCCUGCUGCACUCAAGCGAGACAUAAACGUGGAGAAGAGGGUUUCUGGCCUGGAGACUGAGUUGCAUGCUUUGAAAACUGACUUCAAUGAAGGCAAUGCUAGAACUCAGGCAACUCUUGACAUGAUUCUGCAACUUCUUCAGCCUCAAGCUUCUUCUGCACAAGCAAGUCACUCUCAGCAUCGCUCUCCCUCUCAUUCUGCAGCUCCACCUCAAGGUCAAGCUCAACCUGAAGGUCACG